AAUCUAUCUUAGUAAUUGUUAUCCAAAUUCUCAUUAUCCAACCUUCUAAUAUUAAUGGAGCUUGCAUCACUAUCAUAGUAUCAUGUUAAAUUGUUUUACUCGGUUCUUUAUAUGCAACCGGGAGAGUUGAUAUACCGCUUUGAUGAGGUUGAGUACUGGGUUGUUAAUUUGUAUGACUAGUCAUGACCCGGAGAAUAAAUUUGCUACUUGAGACAAGGAGAAGCUAAUAAGUCUGACUCGAUUUUUAUAUUGAUGAGUUUGAUCACCUUUCCAACUCUCUCUCUCUUUUUUUCUACAAAACUUUGAGGGGUCGUUUGGAUUGAGUAUUUGAUAAACUUGUUGUUUAGGGCCAAUUACCACACAAAUACCACAUAAUAUAAAACUUGUUAUUUGGUAUGUGAUAUUUGGUCUCAAACUUGUUAUUUGGGAAAUACCUGCCCCCUCCCAGGUAUUUGGCAAACAACACUUUUUGUGUUAUUUGGUCUCAAACCUGUUAUUUGGCAAAACACUACAUCCAAAUAACACAUCCCACUUUUUGUCAGCCAAACAUGUUAUUUGGGGUUAAAUAACAGAUUUUGUGUUAUUUGACCUCAAAUAACACUCCCAAAUACUCAAUCCAAACGACCCCUGAGAGUUUUCAAUGAUGCAAUUUUAUCUCAUGAGAUAGAAAAAGGAAAAUGAAUGGAUAAUUGGCCCCGCCUUCUUGGGAGGCACAGGGCCCAGUAACAUGCGUGCGAUUCACUCGUAAACAGAGCGAAGUUCCCACCACCACCGCAUUUUGUUGCCUGAAUCAGAAGCAACAUUAUAGUAAUAGCAGCAGCAAGCAGCUGAAGAACUGGCAAAAAAGCAAAAAGAAAGAAAAAAAGCCAUUGAUUAGAAGAUUGGGAAGUGGGAGCAGAGCAGAAGUAGCAAUCACACCUUCAAUCUUCAUCCCAAAGGCACCUCUUUUGCUUAUUUAUUUCUGCCCGAUUGCUUCCUGUUUUCUUCUCUUUUCCACUCAUACAGGCAAAGGAAAGGGGGGGGCCUAUAAUUAGCAUAGCUUCUCUAAGUUAUGUAUGAAAUGAUCAUGGAAUUGAAUUGAACCCACGAACUAUAAACUAUGGGACACUAAUAGCAUAAUUGUCUGCAUCCGACAACCAAUUGGUUAUGGGAAGUUCGAUGUUUGCCGGUUUCAACUGUUGUGUUUCUCUGGAAGGGAAGGUACCAAAAACAGAAGCAACAGCUUUCUAUUAAUACUUGUGUUUUUGGAGUUUGGACCAUUAUAUAUAUAUGACUAUAAUAAUGGCAGUGGCUCAGAAAUCAGGAAUUACUCGGCACACAAAAUUCUUGUUGGUAUGUUCACUUUUAGUUUAGUUUUUUUUGUUUGCAUGUUAGAAAUUUGGCAACAGAAACAAGAAAAUCCGUUGAACUUUUAUUCUUUUUUUUUUGUUUUUUUAACUACGGAGAUGAAAAUUGAUAGUUUUGUACGGUUUCCGAAAGGAACAAAAUGUUAUUUUAACUAAUUUUUCAACAUUUGCUUUCUCGUGAUUUUUUUUACAAAAAUGCUCUGUUUAAUGGAUGAUAUGAAAUAUUUGAAUAACAUGAUUCUAAAUUUUACUUAAUAUUAUUAUUUUAAUCCCUUCAAAUUUUAUCAUUUACUGAAUUUUUAUUUUUUAGUAGAUAUAAUCUUCCUCCUAUAGACCAUUAGGAACCAAAUGAAUCAAGCAUUUAUAAAAAAAAAAAUUAUUUUCUUCUUUUUAUAUUUAGUACUUGCAUUUGUUGACUUUAAUCACAAACAAUCUACCACUAUUCAGGUUUGAUUUUCAUAAUUCGCCAAAAAUUCCAGCUAAACAUGUUUUUGUUUUCAUGUUUGCAAGUUUUCUCAAGAAAUGAUAGCUUUGUUUCCUUCACGAUGAUUUUUCUGUUGCAACAACCACACAAAAUGGAAACACAAGUGAACACGCCUGUGUGAAUGUGAUUACUAAUUAUUUGAUAAAAAUUAAUAUAUUAUAGUGAUUAAAUUUUAUUGAAUCAUGAUACAAGAUCGGUUACAAUACAUGUAAAAUACUAUAAGUGCAAUCAAGAAAUACAUAAUUUUUUCCUGGUUAAAUACAUUGUUUGGUUCUUUUUUUAGUUAUUGUAGAAUGAAAUAAGCUUUAUUAUUUUUUGGAAGAAAUUUCACUUUUAUCCUCUAUCGAACUCAAAAAAAAAAAAAAAAUAUCACUCCUACAUUUCCUUCCAACUAUCUCUUUUCAUGAAAAACUAUCAUUUGUUAAAUAGUCCCAGCUUAAGAAGCUAGCAGCUCAAUAUAUUUUUCAUUUUUUCUGCACCCACCUGAAUAGCUUGACUUUCAAAGGAGGCUAAUGUCUGACAACAUUUCCUAACUAAAAAAAAAACGAGGUGAACUAUUUUAAUUUGGUAUGACCAAAUUAUUAUAUUUCACUCGCCGAAUUCGAAACAUUGAUUAAGUUAGUAUUUGUUGAAGUCAAGGAUUUAAACAUCAAUUAAAGAGACAAAUACGCUAUCAUUUCACACAAAAUGUACUUUGUUUUUACAAACAUAACGAAAUACUUAACCUUGUCAUUGAUAAGCCAAUCAAGCAACUUCAUUCAAAAUUAUUUUACACCUUAAGUCAAGAUUUAUUUUUUAUUUGUUAUCAAGAUGUAACCAUAAACAACAAUAAUCAAUUUCCUGCAAUAACAGGUAGUCACAAAACGUAAAUAAUCGACCACAAAACAAGUUUUUUUUUUUUGGCAUAGAUAGGAUAAUAUAAAUUGUUAGAGAACAACACACAACCAAAUCCGGCAGUCGACAAAUAGUGGAACUGCCAAUAAAAGGUCCUUUUGUGCCAGUAGAUGGACUACCCUGUUGUACUUGCGGGGUAAAAGUACAAUUGAAAAUUGGAAAAAUAGGAAAUUGCCACCCGAAUCUCCUCAAGAAUUGCACUACUGGAUCCAUGCGAAACCUCCUGCUCACGAACAGUCUGAAUCAACGUUUGACAAUCCCAGCAUAAAUUAACGACAACAAAACCAUGCAUUAGACACCAACUUAUUGCAUCUCGUAAUGCCAACAAUUCCAUAAUGAAAGGGUCUACAAUACCUGCAUAAUGUUUGUUGGGCGAACCCGAUUGCGCCGCGUAUUCUCUGCCACCAUGCUCCGUCGAACUGGACAAGAACUCCACCCUCCGGACAUGUGCCAUCUUGUCAAUGACGGAUCUAGGGGGGCCGCCCCCGGGCCACGACCCAGCCCUCCUCCGUUCGAGAGCUAGUAUAACACUUGUAAAUUUUCGAUUUUUUUGUAUUCGUUUUAGUGUUUUUCGCGUUACGGCCGAACCCUCUCCGCCUUCUUUCAAAUGUGGCCUAGUGCUCUACCAUAUUCUAGAUCCACCGCUGCAUCUUGUUGAGACCAAGUGACAGCUACCGAGGUCGGUUCAUGCCUAUUCCGAGUUGCAGGGGUGUUUGCCGCAUGCCAUUCGUCCACCUGACCACAAGACCGUGAUUGGAGGCCCGAAGUAAAACGGGCCUACAUGGGCCGGACUAUUCGGCCCGUUCAGCUGUUAACUGCUGGAUGAAAAUUCCCCCAUCCACAUUUUCAAGCCCUUCUUCAUAGUAACCUCUCCGAGCAGUCCCGGCUAAAACCUCCGCUGUUUCUUCUUCCCACUUUCUGCUGUGCAAUCGGUUUCCGUUAGCUCUUCAACUCCACAGACCACAGCUCCGUUCAAGAUGGUGACCAAAAGGCAGAAAUUAGCCCGAAGGAAAUUCAAACAAGAGAACCCAGCUCUGUUCCCAAAGCCAGAGCCGACGCCGCCGAAGGACCCCAACAAGCCGAAGAAAAAGAAGAGCUUGUUCAAGCGCAAGAAGAAGAAGAACACUGAACCCAGAGAUCCAAGCAAGAGAAGCAAAUUCACGAAGCGGCCCCUUAGAGUCCCUGGAAUGAAGCCCGGGGAUACUUGUUAUAUAUGCAAGGCUGUGGACCAUAUUGCCAAACUCUGCCCCCAGAAAGCUGAAUGGGAGAGGAACAAGAUAUGUUUGCUCUGCAGGCAGCGGGGGCAUAGCCUCCAGCGUUGUCCCAAUAAGGAAGAUGAGACGGUGGGUGCUAAGCUGUGUUAUAAUUGUGGGGAGUCUGGACAUUCCUUGGCUAACUGCCUUCAGCCUCGUCAAGAUGGUGGAACCAAGUUUGCCAAUUGUUUUAUCUGCAAUGAACAAGGACAUUUGAGCAAGGACUGCCCCAAAAAUGCUCAUGGGAUAUACCCCAAGGGUGGUUGUUGUAAAAUAUGCAGCGGGGUGACCCAUUUGGCUAGAGAUUGCCCUGAUAAGGAUCAAUGGUUUACUCCUGCCAAUGAUAGACAAGCAUUCCGAAAUGUCGAAAGGCUAACAGGGAAGCUGACCAAGUUUAUAAGCGGGGAUGAGCUUGAUGACGAUUUUAUGCUAGAUAGUAGUGCAUACAACAGCGAGCAAACUGGGAAGUCAUCUGAUACGAAGGAAGAAGCUACAAAAUCCAAGAAGAAAAAAGAGCCCAAAGUAGUGAACUUUGAAGGGUAGGAAGGUGAUGGUUGCUUAGACUUAUAACCACCCGGCUUCCUGACAUAUGUCUCAGAACUCAUAGAAGUGUUCAAGUUCCUGGAUAGUCUUCCCCUUCCCUAGGAACACCAAUUUGCAUUGUCAAAUUCAGGGUUUUGUUUACUUGUGUUCUCGUUUUUUGACAGAUCUUUAUAAGUUGAGAAAUGACCACCCUGUUUCAUGUGUUGUUCUGCUUCACACUUCUGCCAAAUUUUUAAUGAAGCAAACUAUAAUUGGUGGGAGACAUUUGGAAAGCUGUUAUGUGCAAUUGUGCUUGUCGAAAAACUAUAAUCCAUCACUAGUUUUUUACCCGCCCAUUGGGCGGUGCAAAUUAAUAUAUUUUUUAUUGUAUUAAUUUAUUUUUUAUGAUUCAUGUAUGUUACACUAUUAUACAUGAAAAUUUCAAUCUCCUUUACCUUAUUUUAUAAGAAGAUAUUGUUAGACCCUUUGUAUCUUACAUUUAUUAAUGAAACACUAAUUUUAUUAAAUUAUUUUAUGUAAACUAUUUUGUGUCUACUAUUUAUUAUUAUUAUUUUAGAUCCUAUGAAUAUCAUGCCAUAUAAGUUAUCCAUGUAAUUUUGAUAGAGCAAGAAAUCUCAUUAGCAUCCACAUAAUCAAUCUUCUGCUUAUCCAUUUUAGUUUACCUUAGCAAUGUUCUAGCAUAACCAACCAGAAAUAGAACUAUCAACUAUCAUUAAUUUAUUACAAUAAUAGUUUCAGCAAAUUUAACCGCAUAUAAAUAUAAUUGAUAUUUAGUAGAGGGCUAAAUAACCUCUGCAAAACGAAUAUUUUUUUUAACUAAUAACAACAUAGACGAAUAGUGAAAGUUGCAAACUUCAGUACAACUCAAUUCGUUCCAUCUUAUUAAUUCCUCAAUCAUGAACUGGAUUGAUGCAUCAAUACACGCUAAGAAAACAAACAAAUGACAUUGCACACUUUAAGAAAUUGAAAGAACAUCGACAUAGACAACCCAAUGACCACCACUACCACUUUAUUUCUUAUUUGUGACCUUUAUAAAACUUCACAUCUCUUCUACUUAUAACCCCCUAUAAAGCUAGCUAGUAGCAAGCCACUCAUGAACAUAAUAAAUAUGAACAUAAUAAAUAUAAAAACAUCCUCUGAUGGAACAUGGUAAGGUGACAAUCCUCACAAUUUGUUUUCCAUUUUAGCAUCCGAUGAAUAAUAUAAAAGAGAAAUGCUAGAAAUCUCGAACUUUUGAGCAAAGAAGAAAAGAUUUUUGUUUGUUUUUACAGGGCUUGACCCACUCAAUUAAUUUUAUUCUUUUCAAUGAUGGGUUUUAUUUUUAGAGAGCUAAUUUAUACAGGAAAAAAAAACGUAUAGAAACAAACAAAAAGGUUGCAUUCAUUGUUAUUAAGUUAAAUUUAUGUGUUAUUAAUGAUAAUGACGAUUGAAAGUGUUAACAUAAGAUACGUCAUUUAUAAUUAGAACUUUCCCACCAUGAAAGGAUGAGAGCUAUCCAUGUGCUGAUGUGGCAGUAAUUUAGUUUUGAAUAAUACCUAAAGCGAAGAUGAAAGACAAUGGUAGAUCAAGUAGGGCAAUUUACAACCCUGCCACCAUAAUAUGAAAGUACUUAAGAAAUGGAAAGAAGAGUAGAACCCGACCAGUUAAUCACAAGCAGCCAAAUAUCGUUGGAGAAGAGAGGUCAGUCAUCAGCUGCGGAUCACGGGAGAAUAGGGAGUUGUCGAUAAUACUUGGCUUGGGUUACUUCGUAUUCGCAAUGAAAAGAACUUUUUUGCCAAUAGGAACAAUAUAUUGCAAUUUACAACUACUCAAUUGUUUCUCAUCUAAUUGCUGCCUCUUGUAACUGACGCAAUGAAAAAAACUCUAUAUGUCUUACCAUUUUCCUUACAUGUUGAUGUAUCUAUGCAUAAAAUAGUAGAGAAGAUAACAGAAAUGCUAGAAAUCUCAAAAUUUUGAGUAAAUAAGAAAAGAGUUUUGUUUGU
Molecule: messenger RNA, 6502 nt
Organism: Linum trigynum
Lineage: Eukaryota; Viridiplantae; Streptophyta; Magnoliopsida; Malpighiales; Linaceae
Source: the annotation of a GenBank genome assembly